AUGGCGGAGAAAACAGUCUAUUUGAUCACUGGUGCAAAUCGAGGACUUGGCUUUGCACUCGUUGCAGCCCUCCUACUGAGGCAACACCACAUCGUCAUCGCCUCUACCCGUCAUGCUACAAUUCCAAGCGAGCUUGAGGCUCUUCCUCGAAAUCCAACUUCCUCAAUCUUACAUGUAACUGCUGCUCAAGAGCCGUGGCCCCCUGAGACUCAAGGCAAUGGCGCGCCAAACUUGAGCACGGCGAAGUUACAGUCUUCCUUGUCACAAGCUCAUCAAAACAUCGAUCAUAUUGAUGUCGUAAUUGCCAAUGCAGGAACCACAGGCGCUCGAGAGUCUAUUCUCGAGACAAAGCAAGAGAACCUACUCGAAUGCCUUCAAGUUAAUGCGCUCGCGCCCCUAGAGCUUCUGCAAGCAAGUUGGCCAUUACUACAGCGUGCUCAAGCACCCAAGUUUGUGCUGAUCGGAAGCAUAGCUGGCAGUGUUUCUGGGAUUGAUGAGACGGGGCGGUGGUCAAACGCUGUCUACGGUGCAAGCAAAGCAGCAGGCCACUAUUUGAUAAGGAAGGCUGGAAAAGAGCUGGAAGGACAGCUUGCAGUGUGUGUAAUACAUCCUGGAUGGGUUCAAAGCGAGACUGGAAACAAGAGAGCCAUUGCCCAAGGAUUGGACAAGGCGCCAGUCACCUUGGAAGCGUCGACGGAAGGAAUUCUCGAUGAGAUAGCACAAAUGACCCCAGGGAAGGAUGCUGGAUUUCGCACCUUCGAUCACGGGUCUAUAGCAUGGUAG
This is a messenger RNA of Trichoderma asperellum CBS 433.97, 783 nucleotides long. RefSeq lists its product as uncharacterized. Gene Ontology annotation, molecular function: alcohol dehydrogenase (NAD+) activity. Gene Ontology annotation, cellular component: cytoplasm. NCBI's taxonomy places the organism in Eukaryota, Fungi, Ascomycota, Sordariomycetes, Hypocreales, Hypocreaceae. The record is from RefSeq and is a predicted model, not a curated record.